AGGAGAUGCUCACCACUCGCUGCCACCCAGAGCCUGACUGAUUCUGCAGGAAGGACACACUGUCUCUUCCGAAAGGUGACGGAGCCGAAGAAAACAGACUGAAAGACAGGACAACCCAAGACAUCGUGAGAAAGGGGAAGGGAGAGACGAGGCAGCCAUAAUGGGCACACCCCUGAGGAGGAAAGCCCCGGCUUCUGAGAUGGCUGAAGCUGAACUUCAUAAGGAGAGGCUCCAGGCCCUGGCGGAGAAACGAAAAAGACAAACCGAGAUUGAGGAUAAAAGAAGACAGUUAGAUGAUCUUGUUCUGCAACUUCAACAUCUUAAGUCCAAAGCCAUGAGGGAGAGGUGGCUUCUACAAGGUACCCCAACAGGGGCUGAAGAGGAAGACGAGGGACGCAGGAAACAGGUUGAGCAGGAUGAGCUACAUGCCAAGAAACUAGAAGACUCCAUUCAGAGACUGGAAUCUGAAAUCAUUCUCCUUGAGAAUGAAGAAUCGCAAAUAUCAGCCAAAGAACAAGUGCUCCGAGAGAGACUUCGGGAAACAGAAAGCUCUAUUGAAGACCUACAGAAAAGUCUGCAGAACCAAGACGGAGAUGCAGUCAAUCCCACCUGUUCCCAGAUCCCCAAGCUUACAGGGUUGAACGCCCAAACUCUUUCCUCUGCCUCGGGAGAUCGCCAACACUCAAGAAAACCUGCUUUAUACGCCAUGGAGAUCAGCGUGGAAAAGGACCACAAGACGGGCGACACCAAGAUCUUGUCCACUUCACGUGUCAACCCUGAGGAUGCCUACCAGCGGGGCGUCAAAGUCUAUGACGAUGGACGUAAGGUGAUCUACGAGGUGCAUUCUGGGAGUUCCACUACAGUGGAGAACGGUGUGCACCCUUGGAGCUCAGACGAGGUGGAGGAACUGAUACAGCGUGUAGGUCAUGCGCGCCACAGACCCGAUGGCACACGUGUCAAAAUCACACCAGAUGAGCAUGAGAUCAUGCAAAACAUCAUGACUUCAGAUCUAAAGGUGGUACAAGAGCAGCACAGUCAUGAUGGUGAAAUGAAGAUAGAACAACGGCUCCAAGGUCACAGGGAAGAUCCACAAGCAUGUGAAAGCCUCGAGGGUGAGGUGAUGGAGGCACCCGAGGCCACAGCUGACAAGCCCGUCACUAUGAUUUUCAUGGGAUACCACAGUGUGGAUGAUGACGAGGAGACGAAGAAGCUGCUGGGCUUCGAUGGCACCAUCAAAGCCGAGAUUGUCCUGAUCGACGAGGAUGAUGAGAAGUCUUUGCGUGAGAAGACUGUCACAGACGUCUCCACCGUGGACGGUAAUGCCGCUGACCUUGUCUCCGGGCGGCCAGUGUCUGAGGCCACCGAACUCUCUUCCGAGGGCCAAGAUGAAAGUUCAUCCAAGGAGCCACCGGCCACAGGAAGUGAGAAAGCUCGCUGUGUAUUGCUGACAGCAAAGAAUGGCCUUUUCCCAGGAGAUGCUGCGAGAUCAUCAUACACCUCACCGAAAUCCUGCCAGCUCUCAGAGGAUGACACUGAACUAAAGAUCAGAAGGACCUCAGAGAAGAGCCUGAAGAGUGUCAGUUUCUUAGACCCUGUCAGUGUUAUAAGUGAAGGCAAGAUUGACAUGGAGGUUGAGGUACAAAGCAAAAGUCAGCUUAACCAUGCAACAAAUGGCCAGAAUGGUGUAAAGCACAAAGAAGUCCUGGAUGAAGGAGAAGUUGCCCAGGAAAUACGCUAUCUUGACGAGGUGCUUGAGGCCAACUGCUGUGACACCGGAGCUGAGAUGACUUCAAAUGGAACUUAUUCCCCUGUGCUCCAAGCAAUAUGUGUUGAUGGAAAUGGGCCAUCUGUUCACGUUUCAGAUGGGUCGUCCUCAAUAAGUCAUGACGUAGUUGUAGAAGGAAAACAACAGACCACCUAUGUUGAAGAAAAUCUGAAUAGUUCCAAACCAAAUGGUCAUCCAGGGAUAAUGGGUGAUGAGUACAAUAGGUCACCUGAUAAUGAAACAAUCAAGAAAGAGGCCCGAUUUGAGCUCCGUCCUUUCUAUGAAGAGAAAAAGCCAUCUAAGCUUUUUGACACACCAACAGAGAAAGAAAUAAGGGUGAAAAAGGUCAGGCCUUCAGAGGAGAUUGCAGAGCUGGAGAGAGAACGCUUGGAGCUCAUUCGCGAUCAAGCAGUCAAGAAAAAUCCAGGAAUUGCAGCAAAGUGGUGGAACCCACCACAGGAAAAGACACUAGAGGAGGAGCUGGAACCAGAAAAAUUAGAGUCUUUAAGAAGAUAUGAAGAGAGGAAGCAGAAGAGACCUGAAGCAAACCGAGUACCACAACCGUCCACUAAACAAACUGUCUCCUUUUUCCAGCCUGAAAUGGGAAAUAAGGAGGACAUUGUGGUUCAGGGGAUUGAUUUUUCUGCAGCCCGCCAACAGUUUCUUCAGAUGGAGCACAGUAAGCCACAACAGCAACAGCCAGGCACAAAAAGAAGUGUCUCUCCCCAGAUAUACUCUGCCAAACCAUUCUCCAGAACGUCUGAUAUUGAUAGGUCAAGCAGCACCAUUACAGUCACCAGCCCUGGUAGAGUCACCGUGGAGGAUGGUGGUGAAAUGAAUCAUGUCAAAAUUGAAAGGGUGUUUUGUAGUUCUGGAGAUUCUCCCAUACAAAGUAGGGACAGUAUGUCUGACACUGAAGUUAAAAAUGAUGACUUCACCUGUGCCCGAGCAGUGAUGACUAUCCUAAAAGAUGAAGACUCUGAAUUGCACCAGCGAUCCAUUAACACUUCCUGUCAUCCAGAGGAGCUAGACUCUGGAUUGGAUGACCUAUCUCUUAGAUCUCAGGAUACCACUAUGCUGGAGACUUUGUCCAAUGAUUUCAGCAUGGAUAACAUAAGUGACAGUGGUGCCUCCAACGAGAUCAUGAGCGCAUUCUUGGAGAACUCUCUUGGUGACUACUCUUUCCCAGCUACUCCACUGGCUACAACACCUAUAAAUGGGAAGCUGGAUGGCAACAUAAAAUCACCAUGUUGUCCGUAUCAAACAGACAGCUUGACAGAGGACGAACUUGAAUACCAUGCAGGUGUCCUGGUCCAAAAUGCCAUCCAGCAAGCUAUUGCACAUCAGACCAACAAAUGGGAACCACUCCAGGCUAUGCAGCAGUCAUCCCCAAUCCCAGAGCGACAAGAAGAAACUUCAGAACCUUCACCGGUGACCCUUGAAGAGAAAUCUCCGUACAUACCACCUGAUCCAGAGCCAUCCUCUGUGGAAGAGGAGAAAAACGAAGCUCCUACAAUUACUGUACAGGUCCCUACAGCUCAGGCAACUUCAGUCAUUACAGUGAAUGCUUACAGCCCCCCAAGUCCUUCUCCUCCACCAAGUGAGAAGCCAGAGUUCAGCUAUUUCAGUAAGUACUCAGAGGCAGCAGAGCUCCGAAGCACAGCAUCUGUGACUGCUGCACAAGGCACAGAAGUCACAGCAGGUCCUUUCAAAUUACGCUCACGCAAGCAGAGGACUCUGUCCAUGAUUGAGGAAGAGAUCCGAGCUGCCCAGGAACGGGAGGAAGAGCUUCGUCGGGAACGGCAAGCUCACAUCUUGCGUCCCGGCAUCAAUCCCAUUCACAAGCAAAAGACCAACAGCCUUCCAGCCAAACUAGUCCUUGGUGGGAAGACAGCUCCAGGUAAAAUUGAAAAGAUCCGUGUUGCCCCGCCAGUAUCUCCAGCUUCUUCAGAAGGUGCACUCCCAUCCCCUGUUUCUGAUCUUGGGAGUGAUGACUCAGGCGGAAGCCAGCGGCCUAAAAACUUCAUGCAGACCCUAAUGGAAGAUUAUGAGACACACAAAGUCAGGCGUCGGGAGAAGGCUGAGGACAACAGUUAUGUGCGUCUAUUGCUCGCUAAAGAUGUUACAUCUGAGGUUUUAGAGGCGACGCGCGUCACUCGCAGGAAAAGUAACAUGGCUCUACGAUGGGAGGCGGGAAUCUAUGCCAACCAGGAAGAAGCUGAGGAGGAAGAGGAGGAAGAGUAAAGCCAGCACCCUAUUGUAAACAACAGGAAGAGUGAAAGGAAAUCAAAAGUAUGUUGGAGAAAACCAACCGAGUAUUUAUGCGGAGUAUAUGUAUAUUGCAGGAACAAGUAAUCAUUGGAUCUCCAAAUGAUGACUGCAGAAGAUCAUCCAGUCGUGUAGUGGGAUCUGUGGAAAGGUUCUCACUAAAAACUCAAGCGAGGACAAUUUGGCAUCCAAAUAUUAUUGUGCUUUCUGUCUCUCUUUUGUUUCGAGCUUCUUCUUUUUUUUUUUUUGUUCAGUUGAUGUGUGCAGUACUUUUGGGACAUGUGCAAAGAAAAUGCUUAUUUUGGAUUUUUGGAUUGCUUUCCAUUUUGUAUAGUUGAGUAUAUGAAAUGGUUUUGAAUUGACCAUGCCAAGUGAUCCAUGUAUGGGUUUUUAAAGUGGUUUAGGAAAGAGGGUGCUGUGAAGUAUCUCUAUACAUUAAAAAAAAUAAUUUUGUAUUCAAAUGGGAGCACUUGAUUUAGUUGAAAGAAAAGUGGUGUGUGUUGUGGGGAAAUUAUGAUGAGGAUUGUCCCCAGUUUAUCAGGUAGAGUGGGUUAUGCCAGUUUCAGUCCUUUUUUUAAGCCUCUGAGGAGAUGAUUUGGGAAUAGACAGUCACAAAUGCAGCUUAUGUUAUUUAUAUUAGAGCAUAUUAGCACAACAUACAUACUGUAUAGCACAAUAGGUAAUUGGUGUACACAUAAUUCAGUCCACUGAAAAUAAAACAGUGGAGUGGGGAUUUCUUUUUAGAGACAGAAAAUGAAAGUAGGGCAGAGAAUGGUUUGGCUCGAAGACUUGCGUCAGAACACGUAGUAGAACAAGUGUAGUGUUGUCCAGGUUUGUAAAUGCACAAUAGUAUUGAUGACAUUAACAUCAUAAGAUGACAUUAACAUCGAGAAAUAAUAAGGUUGCUUUUUAGCAGCCAGGCCAGACAGGAAAUAUAUAAAGGAAUAAGAUUCAGGCUGCCACUAUACUGUGGUAAAGAGCAACCCCAACCACCUAAACUAAAUAGCAGAUGUGUUCUACAUAUACUGUUUCAGUUCAUGUAUUUCCACUUUAACCAAUUCUCUUUUGUAUUGUGUGGCUGGACACAACAAUCUUAUACUAUGUAUGUUAUCAUAUGUAAUAGAAUGUAGGUAAGAUAUAUGGAGUUAAUUGAGUACAGUCAGAGUUGCCAGAUUGAGAUGAAUGUAGCCAGUUUAAAACAACCAUCUGCUGGAUAGUUUUUCUACAGUAGAACAAUUCAUGAACGAAGUCCCCCAAUCUGGCAACACUGUGUGAGGACAGUGUGCUGUGCACCAUAUACAAGAGUUAUGUAUUAGCUUGUGUAAAUGAACGGGACAUGAUAAGGAAAUAGCAAUACAGGUGUUUAGAGGUAUUAUCAAUGAAAAAUGAAUUCCUUAUAUACCAAAACACUUUAACCAAUCCCUCUCUCUGAAGUUUUAUAGUAAGUAAACACUUUAUCACUGAGCUAUAUGAACUGUUUCUCUUUUAUACUGUGUAUUUGCCUUGUUUUAGCGGAUUUGAUUAGAAUGUGUAAAUGCAAUGCAGUGAAACAAAUGUUAUACGGAGUCUUUGUAGAUAAUUUUUAUACAUUUGAAAGUGGAAAGUGGGAAAUGAUGUUUUUUAACUGAAAAAAAAACAAACAAAAAAAAACACCAGCAAUUUGAAGCAUAAUUAGAAAAGCACCGUCAGAUUCGACCGUCCAGUUCGAUGGUGGACUCGGAUGCACACCGUCAGUAAGAAGAAGAAUUCAUUGCAGUGAACAAAUCAGCAACAUUAUUCGAGAAAUGUUCAUGAGACACUCUCUUCUCUCACACUCACUCUCUCAUCACUUCUUGAUGUUAGCUCUGGGGUCUCAACCCACAAGGAAUAACGCUAUGGAUUUUAUUCCUGGAAGGACUUAUAUGACAAGAACACUAAUUCAGGAGACUUUCACUUUUCCAUUUUCUUUUAUAUACUUAUAGUAUAAUACAUGGAAAUGCAGUAUAUAAUACACUGCCUGUCAUAAUAUAACAAAUAUGUGUUUUUAGAUGGUGGGCACCACUGUGAGUGCAAAAACCAUCUUUUUCUUUAAGACUGCAUCCUGUGAUGUGAAGAGACAAGACAAAAAUCUGUACUGAAGUGACAUUGUUGAUUCGAUGGUGACAAGCUUCAAAAGCAUUUCAUUUGCUGAACUUAUCUCAUAGAUCAGGAGUCUUCAAUCUUAUCCAUGGUGUAGUUGACAUUUCAUCCCAACCAAGCAGGAGCCACAGCUGAUUUCACUCGUUUAAUCAGUUCACCUAGUGUGCCUCCAAGUUGGCUGUAAAGAAAGCCUGCAUCCAAACAGAUAACAUUGAAGAUCCUUUGUUCCAGUAAAGUUAUAAUAUCAUGAUCGUGGAUUUGGACUGUGUGCUAUAGAGGUCUGGCUGGAUCUGACAGUAAGCGAUGAAUUAGGAACAUCAUGUUGAAAGACAUGUUUCUUAUUAAGAUAUUCCUUUAUGACCUGGUCAGUAAGCAGGUGUUCUGAAUGAUCUAAGAGGGAAAUAUUUUUUCUUUGUGCAGUGAACUAUUUACAGUGUAUCUUUGAAUGGAAAAUAGUUUUAUGGAGGAUGGCAUUUUAUUACCAUGUAUGUGCAUUUUUGCAAGAUAUAGCCUUUUGUGUGCAUUUGUGUGAGUGUGCAUGUGUGCUUGUGAGCAUGGGCGUGUGUCCGUUUUUAGAGUUCCAGAAAUAUAUGCAAAAGUCUUCAGGACAUCCUGACCAUCCUGAGUAGCAAAUUGUACGCUAAUCGAUCGCCAUAUAUACAUACGAGCAGUUUUGAGUAGAUAAAUAAAAUUCAUCAAGAAGUGUUUUUCAAGCCUUCAGGUGGUUUGGUGUUGAAGCUUGGAUUUUUCCAAAGAUGUGCUUUCUUACAAAGUCUGGAAACAAAGCAGCCGUUUGCUUUAUUAUGACCUGAGGCUAUGUUAUGUAAAAAAAAAAAAAAAGUGUAGUGUAAUAGAAAAUAGGGCAGCAAAGGAAAACCUAAAAGGGCAGACAAGCUCUAUAAUACAUCCAAUUAUUAGCAAUGAGUUUGGAGUGCAUUUGACUUUUUUCCAGUGCAUGAUAUUUAUAUGGGGGAGCUUCUGAUCAAACCAGUGGAUCUAAAACAGUCAGAACUACAGAAAAAAUGAUUCUUUUCUAAAAUUGUUAGAUGCCCCCCCUCAGUCCACAGGUACAGAUAGUUCAUAUAAGUACCUUUAAGAUUUAAAAUGACGCUUAGAAAUACGUUAUUAUUUUUAAGAAAAUGUUCACACAAUGUUGCUCUGUUUGCGAAUAUACUCUUUAAAAUUGGAAGCCACUUAUUUUUGCAAGUAGCUUUUCCCUUUUCUUUUUUUUUUACUUGUGAAGUGGCAAAGUGUUCAUUUUUUUUUUUUAAACUUCUGUUAAUUCGUUAACCACUUAUUGUAUGUUAAUAUAUUCUGCUUAUGUUGUUUUAUAGUAAUUGUAAGGCUUACACUUAAACGCAUAUAUAAUUAUUUUCUCAUUAAAAACAAAAUGCAUAAA
Hemibagrus wyckioides is the source of this 7550-nucleotide messenger RNA. RefSeq names its product A-kinase anchor protein 2. Gene Ontology annotation, cellular component: membrane. Gene Ontology annotation, biological process: regulation of cell shape. The record is from RefSeq and is a predicted model, not a curated record. The transcript has 13 exons. NCBI's taxonomy places the organism in Eukaryota, Metazoa, Chordata, Actinopteri, Siluriformes, Bagridae. Bases 161 to 4009 code for a protein of 1282 amino acids.